AUGUCCCGUCUGGUCACAGGUAGUUCUCGCUCGUUGCGCACGCUUUCGAAGAGGAGCGGUACGUUCGCUUCACGCUCGACUCGGUUGACGUCAACCAACACGACCCGAUCGCUUGUGCUUGCUGGAGUGCUCAUCCAGGACAAGGGAAGGCGUGUCGGUGUGGCUGCAUGCUUCGUCGAUGCCUGUCGGGUCGAGCUGCGUCAGUUCACCGACAACUACGCAUACGACCGCCUGGCUGUGGGCCUGGAGGUGCUGGACCCGUCAGAACUGGUGGUGCCUGAUGGAAUAGCGCUUUCCAUUCUGGCGCCGAUACUCCAGCGUGAUCAAGGGGUCGCGACUACCAGCAUAUCGGGCGACGGCAGCGGUACAGUGCAUGCGGACUCUCGUCGCGCUGUGCCGAUCCCUCGACGAUUAUUCAACGAGCAAAUCGGUCUGGAACUUAUGGAACGAUUCGCCGUGGACGCAGCCGCGAUACGUCUAAGCGCGUCACAGCCCGAGCGUGACCUCGCAACGGCAGCAUGUGCCGCAGUGUUGCAGUAUCUCGAGCACCGCGGAGAGUUGAGUUUUCGACCAAGGGCCGUUCAAUUCGUGUUCACGAAUUGUGAGGACGCGCUUUUCAUGGACUCAUGCACCGUGCAUUGCUUGGAACUGGUGGAGCGCGGCGACUCGGAAAGCGGCACCGACGCAGACAUAUCUCUACAGCGUACGCUGCGUUUCACGCAGACCGCCGAGGGCGCGCGCGCCCUGCGACGCGCGAUCCUCGAACCACCCGCGAAUCGGACCGUCAUCGAGGAGCGCCUGGAUGCCCUAGAUUUCAUGCUCAGCAAUGAUGCGAUUUACUACGAGCUUAAAGAGGCGCUUCGACAGACGCCCUCGGUCGAAAGAACGAUCGCGCAGAUUUUCCAUAUCUAUCCGCGAGCACGGGAAUCGUUGGGCAUGCAGGCGCAGUCCCAUAUUCGGGAUGCGCGCGUUCAUGGGGCGCAAUCCAUCGACCAUGUCGUCGACUUCCGCUUUGUGCGUAGCGUCUGGCAACUGAGACGGGCACUCGACAGCCUCUUUCGCAUACGCGAAGCGCUCGAUGUGUUCCUGGAAGAGCGCUCGACCCAGACCGGUACAAGGACCUUACCAGUACUUCUGGAAUGGUGCCGGAACGUUGCCCGUCUCACUGCACUGACCGAUUUGCACCAUGAGCUGGGGCGCUGUCUCGCCUCUACGACAGAAGUAGAGCUCGAGCUCGGUUCAACCGAGCGAAAUCGCUUGCAUAUUGCUUUUGCCCUGCGCGCUGGCGCCAAUCCAUUGCUCGACGCUGCGCGUCGUGCGCUGUCCGACACCGUAUCGAGCGUACAUCACCUCGCUGAGGCCACCAAGGGUCAGUUGCGAUGCCCUCGUCUGCAUGUCGCGUACAGCACGCUGCGCGGAUACCACUUUGUUUUGCCUUUGCGAGACGCUGUGCAGCAAUCGCUUACUCGCACGGAGAUCGGCGGCGUUCUCUUACGGUAUCCGGUACGUUCAGGAAAAAAACUCCUGUUCACAACCGAUGCGCUGAUUCGUUUGAACAUGCAGUACCAGGAGACGCUGGCAGAAAUCUGGCAUUUGAGCAGCAAAGAACUUUCCAAGCUGGCGGAAAUGGCAACGAGCACCGCUUCAGCGCACGCGAUCCACGAGUUUUGUGAUUGCGUGGCUGCACUGGACGUCACCCUCGCGCUGGCGACAUGUAUUCGACGAGCGCGCGACCGCAGUUCGUGUCCGUGGGUGCGACCACAAUUCCCCGACACCAAUGUCAUGGCCAUGAAGGAUGGACGCCAUUUGCUCCUGUCCCAUCUGUACGAGGCACAGCGGCGCGAUCCACCAAGACCGAACGAUGUCUAUAUAGAUGACGCUCAUAACGUGAUGCUUCUCUUCGGUGCAAACGCGUCGGGCAAGUCCGUGUACAUGAGACAGACAGCGCUCAUUGUGGUGCUCGCCCAGAUGGGGUGCUUCGUACCAGCUGCUUUCGCCUCCAUGCCUGUCUACAGCGUGCUUCUGGUGCGGAGUCGCUCUGAUGACGCUCUGGAACAUAAUCUCUCCUCGUUUGCCAUGGAGAUGCGGGAAAUCACAAGCGCGCUUCACUACAUUGACGGAGAGGCGCUCUCCAGCGCAUUAAAUCCGUUAGACCAGGAGCGCCGCAUUCACAAACUUGUCUUAUUCGAUGAAGUCGGACGCUCGACCGGCUCGCUUGAUGGCAAAUCCAUCGCCUGGGCGAUGCUCGAGUACCUUUCUGAUACGACCGCACAUAUCAUCUUUGCCACACACUUCAGCGAGCUUGCGCGGACGCAAACGUACCUUCCUAACGUCCAUGUGAUGCACCUACAGUCACGAGUGGAGAAUGGCACGCUCUAUCAUGAUUACAAGCUUGUAGAGGGUGCGCCAGCGUCUUCUCGUUACGGGGCCGAAGUUGCUGCCCAAGCCGGACUCCCCAGCGCUGUGGUCACACGCGCGUUGCAGUUUCGCGGAGUGUUCAGCGGAGAUGCCUCCACCUCAACAACGACACCUACAGCAACAGAUACUGGAAAUCAAGGAUUCCUGAGUAUCGACGACGAAACUUGGGCCCAUUGCAGAUGGUAUACCAAAGCCAACACCCUACUCCAGCGACUUGUCAUGCUCUCGUACGUGGCCACUUCACCUGAAGACCAGUGCGCAGGCGUAGCCGAACUGGCUUCGGUGUUCGCGGACUUGUUCGAGACGCCAACAGCGGUUACUCGCUAG
Molecule: messenger RNA, 2745 nt
Organism: Cyanidioschyzon merolae strain 10D
Lineage: Eukaryota; Rhodophyta; Bangiophyceae; Cyanidiales; Cyanidiaceae
Product: mutS family DNA mismatch repair protein MSH4
Exons: 1
Coding region: 1-2745 (914 amino acids)
Biological process (GO): mismatch repair; reciprocal meiotic recombination
Cellular component (GO): nucleus
Molecular function (GO): mismatched DNA binding; ATP-dependent DNA damage sensor activity; ATP binding
Source: RefSeq, a predicted model, not a curated record